AAGCACUUCCGGCGUUGGCGGCAUUGCUGGUACCGCAAUUUAUACGCUGUUGUAUUAGAAUUCUCUAAUUUGAAUACCAUAAAUUGAAAUUCACAAACAUAAUUUAGAAAUGACUGUGGGCAGUCAUCGUCCACGUUGUUUCUUUGACAUUAGCAUUGGAGACCAGCCAGUUGGCCGUGUUGUUUUUGAGCUGUAUGCUGAUGUAGUUCCUAAGACAUGUGAAAACUUCAGGGCUCUCUGCACAGGUGAACUGGGUGUAAGUGAAAAAACUGGAAACACUUUACAUUACAAGGGAGCCUUAUUUCAUAGAGUAGUGAAAGACUUUGUCAUACAAGGUGGAGAUUUUACUAAAUUUGAUGGAACUGGUGGAGAAUCCAUUUAUGGUGGUGUCUUUCCAGAUGAAAAUUUUACGCUCAAACAUGACAAAGAGUUUCUUUUGUCAAUGGCUAACAAGGGAAAAGACACUAAUGGAAGCCAAUUCUUUAUCACAACAAAGUCUACCCCUCACUUAGACAAUGUCCAUGUUGUAUUUGGUCAUGUGCUGUCUGGACAAGACAUAGUGAGGACAGUUGAAAACUUACCAGUGGAUGGGAAAAGUCGUCCGACCUCUGAUGUGAAAAUAACAAAUUGUGGAGAAUUAGUGUUACAACUUAAAUCUAAAUCUAAAAAGAGGGCUAAAGCAGAAUCUGACAGUUCUGAUUCUGAGAAAGAAACAAAAAAGAAAAGCAAGAAGAAAAAGCACCACCACAAAAGAAAGCACAAGAAGAGAGAUUCCAAGAAAAAGAAGAAGGACAAGAAGUCUCAUUCUGAAAAUGAAGAAGAAGAUGUUGAAGGAAAGAAAGAGGAAAAGAAGGAAGAGGUUACUUCUGUAUUUGCUGACAUUCGUUCUGAUGAGAUUCCUGAAGUUCCCUUCCAAAAUUUCUUGUACCGAGGGAAAAAGAAAGAAGAUGAAGAGAAAGAAAAGGAGGAAAAUGUCGAUGAAAACAACAAAGAAAAGCCAGCUGAUAUAAAGCCGAGAGAUAGAUCUCCUAGACGUAGAGACAACAGAAAUAACAGACCUAUAGUCUCAGCUUCAGGACGUAAAUUAAAAGGCCGUGGCGCUAUCAGAUUCCGCAGCAGGUCUCGCUCUACAACUCCACCUCAUUGGAAACAAGAACAAAGAAGAGCUAUACCACUGAGUGAGGCAGAAAAGAUUGCAGAAAGGAGAUGGAGUAAAGGGGAGACAGUUGAGAAACCUGAGAGGAAGAAAGAGUUUGAUAGAGGAAGAAAUGCACCUGCUGGUAGAUUUGACAGGGGUAGGGGAGACCCAGAUGCUGAAGAUGACAGGAAACUAGAAAAUGGUCGCUAUAAAAAACAGGGGAAUGAUGAGGAAGAAAAGAUUGAAAGAAAGAAGAAACCGCAAACUGAAGAUAGUGGUGAUGAGAAAGAAGAGAAAAAGCGCAAAAAGGAGAAAAAUGAAGGCCCCAGAGAUCAGUCAGAAGACAGUGACAUAGAGACUGGUUCAGGUAAAGAUGUUGAAGUUAGGAGUAGAAAGGAGAAGGACAAGGCAAAGGAAAGGAGCAGAGAAGCAAGGAACAGACGAGAGAGUGAGCGCAACAAGUCUGAAAACAGAAGCUCAUCUCCUGAAGAUAAAACCUCAAGAGAUAAGAAAGUAAGAGCAAGGGAAAAAUCACCACCUCAACAACGGAGAGACAAUAGAAGAGAUUCCAGAAGAUCUCAUUCUACUGACAGAAAAGACAGUCGGAGAGAUAUAAGUGACUCAAGAAAUCGCUCACUUAGGGAAGAAAAUUCAGAAAGUAGUAAGUACUUAAAUCAUCGUAGGCGAGACUCUAGGCGCUCUAAGAGCUCAGAUAAAAGUGAUGUUGAUACAUCUAAAAAGCCUAGAGACAGCAGGUCAUCUCCACCCUCUAGAAGGUUUCAAGAGAAGUCUAGAACAGAUGAGAGAAAGAGGUCACCACAGAGACAUAUCAAUCGCAGGGAUAGGUCAGCCUCUAGGGAUAGAAAGAGGAAACAUUCUAGUUCUAAAGAGAGGUCACUAUCUCGAGACAGAAAAAGAAAACAAUCUAGUUCUAAGGAGAGAUCAGCCUCUCGGGAAAGGAAAAGAAAAAAUUCAAGCUCAAAGGAAAGGUCUGCCUCCAGAGAAAGAAAACGAAAGCAUUCAAGUUCAAAAGAGAGAUCUACAUCACGAGACAGGAAAAGGAAGGAUUCUAGUUCAAAUGAAAGACCCCAAGAUAAAAAUAAAAUUGAUUUUAGACGCCGCAAGAGGUCUGAUUCUAGUGUGGAGCGUAAAAAAGAAAAGGAUAAAAGGCAAAAACGUGAGAGUUCAUCUAGUUCUGAGGAUGAACAAUCUAUGAAAGAAACUAGGUGGAAGAAGUUGAGUAUUGUGAGGAAAAAAUCUGACAGUCCUCCUCCCACUCAUUGGAAACCAGGAUCCAAACCUGCCAAAAUCACUAAUAAAGCUGACAAGCUCAAGAAUUCUUUAGAUGAAGCCCCUCUGUCAUAUCUUCAAGAGACAGAAGCCAUGAUCAAAGCCCAGCUGGCAGCUGACAGUAUUGAUGAAGUUCUCACAACUCCUGCACCUCUUGCUGCCAAGAUUCAAUACAAGUUGGAUGGGGGAGAACAGAUACAAUAUAGUGUCACUACAGUCAACUCCACUGGUGGGAAGUCUGAUUUAGCUGCUGGUUCUACACGUUCUCUGCCAGUUGCUGCUAAGUCAAGGUCACGAUCAAGUUCCAGUUCCUCUAGCUCUGGAUCUUCCAGGUCACGCUCUAGAUCAAGCUCUAAAGAUUCCAAGUCCAAAAAUAGCAAAAGAUCAAGCCAUGAGAAAAAACAAAAAAGAUUUGUGGAAGAAAAGAAAUGGGAACCACCUUUUGAACCUGAAGAUGUUGAGAAAGAUGAUGAUAUUCAGCCAAUUGUUAAACCUGCUGUGGCACCAGAUACAGAUAGGAAACCAGAACUCAAAACAACUGGCUUACCAACUCUGGAUAAAAUGUUUGAAAAUAACAAGCAAAAAGAGCAGAAUACACAGCCAGAAAAGCCAAAACGAUCAUCUUCAUCAUCAUCCUCCUCCUCUUCUUCGCCAAGACGAGAAUCAGACAGGUCAAGAUCUAGAUCAGGCUCAGAAUCCCCUUCACGUCUUAGAGCAACACUGUUAGAGCAGAGAAGGCGAAGAACAGAAGAUGGGGAUGAAACGGUUGUUAGGGGUCCAGAAAAGAAAGAAACGGGUAGUAAAGAUACUUCUGAAGAUGUGAAAAAUUCCAUGUCAUCCUCAUCUUCCUCUCCGGAACCACCGCCAGUAAUUCCAAGAGUGAAUCGCUCCAGAUUUGACGUGCCCCCAAAGGGAUUUGAUGCCAGUGAGGCUAAGAGGGAGACAGCACCUUCCAUCCACAGUGAACCAAGUUUAAAGCCACCUCUUCCACCCCACCCUCCAGCACCUGAAACUGUUUCUGACCAGCUCCUGACUGUCAGUCCAUCAGUGCCAGUAUGCCCUGGCAUAUUACCCCCGCCACAGCAAAGCUUUGUGACUUCUUACCCUUCAUUAAAUCAACCUCCAUUACCGCCCAUGCCAUCACCUGGAUUGAUUAUUCCACCUCCUCCUUUGCCAGAUUCUCAGCCAACCAUCCCUUCACCAGUGACGCCCAUAGAAAUACGAAUGGCUGCAAACAUUGAUAUGUUUCAGUUGUCUGAGGUUCCUCUGCCUGGUGAGAUCAGCACAGUGGUUCCUUUGAAGCCUCAGUCAGGCCCAGAUAAAACCACACCAAUCAAAGCCAGUCAAGCCGCUUUACCUGAACAAAAGACACCUGUUAACUCAGACAGCUCCCCGAAGAAACAAACUGACAGAAAAUCACGUAGGAGUAAUAGCCAUUCUGACAAGGCCAGAUCCUCUUCAGAAUCAUCUUCAUCUUCACAUUCAUCUUCUAGGGAAAGGAAGAAAAAAUCUUCCCCCUCUCUUCAGGCUCCUGGUGCUAGUGAUUUAGGUGAAACAGCUAAAACUUCAGAUACAGGUGCAAAACCAGAAACAGUACAAGAAACAGCAGAUAUUUCAAAAUCUGUGAAAGACAGUUCACCUGUAAAAACUACAGUGGUUAAAAAAGAAGAAAAGUCUAAAGAUGAGAAGGCAGAGAAGAAGACUGAGAGAAAACCUUCAGAAAAAUCUUCACGUGAUAGGGAGUCAUCAAGGUCUAAAUUAGGCAGUGCGUCUUCUGCAAGAGACAGGAGAAGGUCACGCUCCAAGGAGUCUAAAUCUACUAGAAGAUCCAGUCCAUCUCCAAGACAUCGCUCUAGGUCAAGGUCCUUAACCAGGAGGCGUAGGUCACCACCUAGACGAAGGUCACGAUCUAGGUCUUUUAGGAGGAGGUCACCUUUCAGAUCAUCUUGGGCUAGUCGUCAAAGAGGAAGAUAUGAUAGGUCUCCUAGAAAGCGCAGGUCUAGAACACGUAGUCGGGACCGCCGCCGUCGUGGCGCCAGAAGAUCUGACAGCCGCUCAAGGAGUAGCAGUCACAGUAGUCGCAGCAGCAGCAGAUCCAAACGGAGAUCCUCAUCAUCCUCCAGUGACUAAUGGUGUGUUCUGUUGAUUCUAGUGUUUGGUUUUCUUGUUUCUUAUUACAUCCACUUGUAUAUGCUGGUUACUACAGUAUAUUGAUCUACUCUCUGUGAGAUCAUUGUUUGUCUGGGGUUAUAAGCCAUAUUGUUCUCCAUUGCUUUUGGAUUUGUAAGAAGUUGACUUCUUUGUUUUGUCUAAUUCUAGUGUGUUUGUUCCUUAAGUAGAAUAGUCAAAAACUUAGACACUUGAUAAUUCACACAGUGAGGUAGUUACAUCUUAAGUCUAUGAUACAAAGCAACAUGCUUUCCUAAUAUUGUGCAUAUUUUUCCAGAUCUUUUGUGUUUUGAUAUUUAUUUUAUUUUUGGUACAUUAAGUACUUUUAAAAUGUAUUGUUGAUAUGAUGCAAAUUGCAUGGUGAAAACAUAGACAACUGUUUUCAAGACUUGAAAACGGUUUUAAGAUAUUUGAGCCUGUUAAUAUUUGAUAAAAAUGAUUGAAAUAGGGAGCAGUCUAUGUUCAAACAGCUAACUUUGUAGUUGUUGGAUAGCUGUCUAAUGAAGUUAAAAAGUUUUUUGUUGUUUUUUUUUUAUUUAAAAAACCCUUAUUAUAAACAGCAGACAUUACAUUAUUGUAUUUGUUAAAAAUAGAUUUUUUUAAUGUGUUUAAGAUAAAAACUGGUUUUCACAGAAAGUAAACACUUUAAGAAAAGUAACUUACCAGAUUGUAAUUAAUUUAUUUAUAUUUCAGGUUUGUUUUUUAAAUGUAAAUAUUUUUAGUAGUUGCUUCACCUAAGAUGAUUUUUAACUAAUGAUUUUAUCCAAAUUGAGAUACUAGUGCUAGACGCAACAACAUUGGCAUAGUUGAGGAACCUUAUAACUAAGGUCUUUGGUUAGAGGUGUAGACAGUAAUUUGUCUGAUAUUUUGUGUCAGAUUUUACAUCAAAGGAAUUAAUUUGCAACAGGUAAAAGAAAGCAAAUAGAUUCAGUUGGUACCUUUUUUUUUUACACUUUCCCAACAAUCACUGACAUUUGUGGUCAUACUUUUUAAAAGCCUAAUUCUUUCUUGCUGUCUACAUAAUGAAAUCUGUUGAGCUUAGUCUUUUUUCUAGUUUCUCACAUUGAUUGUUGUAGUGCUGAUUGAUUGUUGUUUUAGUCCUUGUUUUAAGCAAAUGUUAAUGCUACAUGGUCACCUGUAAAAACACAAGCUGUGAUUUUGUUGGCACUAAGUAAAGAAGGCUUGUGUUCUUAGUGUUAGCAGUGCUUGUCUUUAUUAGGCAGUCUUGACCAUUUUAAUUAGAAAAAUAAUGCUGAGUGUUGAUCCAUCUAUUUUGUUACGCAUUGUUUUUUUAUUCAUGUAAUUAUGACAUUGAUUAAAGUAUUAUUUGUCUAUUAAUGGUAUUUCUUUUUCAAAUGGCUCAGUUUGUUUGGUUGUGUUGUUUGAUUUGCCCAGUUUUAGCAGAAUGUAAGUUAAAAAUGACACUUUUGUAAAGUCUAGCUAAAUAAAAACAGCUAAAUCAGAUUUAAAUUUUGUAAACUUUAGAAGUCCAAUAGGUACUCUGGCACUUCAAAAGGUAAUUUGAAAAGCCCAAUAAUACAUAGGGGGAAAUAAUGGAAGGUGUUUUAAAAUUUUAACUGAUACAUUUUAAAACAAAAUUAUUCCACUCUUUGUUUUGGAGUUACAAUGUAUUUUUACUUUAUAUAUAUGUAUAUAUAUAUACACACACAUAAUCUAAAACAGGAAAUAAAACCAAUCUUUUGCUCAAACAUUCUAUGCAAUGAUCUUUUAUGUUGUUAAGUUACUUUUCUCAGAAGUUUGUACUUGAUAAACAGUACUUUUGCAUGAUUUCUUACCGAGUAAAGCCAACCUCAUUUUUGUGCUGGUAUCACCACCAUAGUUCUCUAACCUUAAAAGGCAGAAAAUAACUACAUUGUUGUAUUGUCUUGUCAUUAUUCAUGGAAGUACCUAAUUUUCUAUCACUGGAACUGAGUCUUGAUUCAGCAUCUUAAAGUUACUUUUAAAAUAAUGCACAUUUUAAGUAUAAAAAAUUUAAAAUAUUUAUCUUUUUUGAAUAUUAAAUGUUGCGUUUUUAACAGAUUUAAUCUGUAGGAAACUAGAUCUAGUAGGCUAUAUUGAUAAUCAAAAUACUAUUUUAAAAAAUAAAAUGGUGAUGAAAUAUAUGUAGUUUUAAAAAAUGAUAGUUUUCAUAGGAUUGUUUUGAGUAUUACAUUUUAUUUGGAAUCCUAAUGGUAGAUAGGUUUUUAUACUACUAUAAUACUAAUAUGAGGAAAAAAGAAAUUCUUUAGUUGCUUAGACCUAAAGAUGUGACCCUUGUGUUGCAAUAAAAAAAUCAAAGAUUAAUUAAAUGACAUAGUAAAUUCAAUGUCAGUGAGUAAAGGCAUGUUCAACCAAGGUCGUACAGCUUAUAUUGCUUUCAAUAAUAAAAAAAAAUGUCAAUCUAAAGUGCUUACCUGGGAAUGUAUAUAUGAAAAAAAAAACUUUGAAUAUUUUCAAUUCUUAGUAGUGUUUUUGUUAGUUCUAAAGAAUUAUUUAUUCUUAUCUAAGUAUUUGUUUUUGUCAAAAUGCAUAAUAGCUCAUACAAAUAAAUAAAAAAUUGUAUUUAAUUUAACAGGUCUGCUUAUGAAAUGGCUAAAUAAGCUUGUUUUACUCACAGAAAUACAAAUAAAACAAUACCUAUAACGAAAUAGGCCUGCCUGUAAUAUUUUAUGAAGCCUAGGUCAGAGUAAUAAAUAUUUCAAUUUGAUUGUCAGAGUCUGUAUUUUCAUGGUAAUAAUGCAAUAAAAGCAAAACCUUAACCAGGCUAAAAAAUAAGAAACAAAUAUAACAGGCAUAUCAAAUUUCUUUUUUGCUUAAGUUUACUAUUGAAAUUAGUUGUAUUAAAUGCUCAAAUAAUUAAAGUUAAUAAGAUGUCUAUUAAUAUUUUACUCAAAAUCGUGCACUGGUUCAGUAUUACAGCAUUCACAUAAUUCACUUGUUGAAGGAGCAAUGUAUACUAACUGGAUGUUAAACUUUUUACCUUAAUGUCAGUUGUACUGUACAGUCACUUAAUUAUUAAUUUGUCGAAAGUAAAGCACGUAAAAUGUUCUAAUAAAAACAUUAAAGGUUACUUCUAGAAUUUCAAUUCGAUAGCUAACAUCUUCUGUGUCUUAGCUUAGCUUAACCCAUGCUAAAAGCUAUGGUUAAAUAAUUAAUUUCUUUGUCUGAAGACUGGGAAAUCAAGGGAGUGAACUGCUUGAAUAUUCCUGUGGCAGAGUUCUCUGUUUUUUAUUUUACCAUUUCUACUUACAUUUUCCCCUCUGUGUGUUGCAAUGUUCUUUUUUUAUUUCUGCGUUUGAUGUUUAACAUGCUUAGUAUCAAAUAUUGGUGUUAUUUUAAUUUUAUAUUUUAUCUAAAAUGUGUGAGCUUAUCAUAUCACCAGUCUACAUUAGUCACCCUGUUCAAACUUUCUCUUCAGUUGUUUGUGUAGUUAUGAAUGGGAUACUUGUUUUAUGAUAACCACUUCUUGUAUACAUUUUCAUAUCAUCGCAUGUCAUUUCUGUAAGUGUAGUAAGAAAGACUCAUUACAUGAAUGAUGUGUAGCCAUUACAUUACCAUUGUAAGUAAGCAAGACUCAUUACAUGAAAAAACUGGUGUAGCCAUUACAUGUUGCAUUGUGAGUAAGCAAAACUCAUUACAUAGAAGACCUGUGUAACCAUUACAUUUAUCAUUCAAAGUAAGCAGAACCCAAUUACUUUUAUGACUGGUGUUUUAUCAUUGAUUUAUCAUUGUAUGAGAGCGGUAUAAAACUUGGCUGAAGAUUUGAACAGUUUCAAAAAUUUGUUGUUAACACUGUGAUCGAGUAGGAGUUGUAAAAAAAUUAAAGGAAGUACUGUAAAGUCUGGAAUUUUU
Molecule: messenger RNA, 8449 nt
Organism: Physella acuta
Lineage: Eukaryota; Metazoa; Mollusca; Gastropoda; Physidae
Product: NK-tumor recognition protein
Biological process (GO): protein folding; protein peptidyl-prolyl isomerization
Cellular component (GO): mitochondrion; cytoplasm
Molecular function (GO): peptidyl-prolyl cis-trans isomerase activity; cyclosporin A binding
Source: RefSeq, a predicted model, not a curated record